This is a messenger RNA of Haemorhous mexicanus (house finch), 2697 nucleotides long. RefSeq names its product thymocyte expressed, positive selection associated 1 (gene TESPA1). The record is from RefSeq and is a predicted model, not a curated record. Lineage: Eukaryota; Metazoa; Chordata; Aves; Passeriformes; Fringillidae. The transcript has 12 exons. Gene Ontology annotation, molecular function: signaling receptor binding. Bases 656 to 2338 code for a protein of 560 amino acids.
CCCGUCCCUCCCGGGGGUGUUCCCGUUCCCCCCCGGUUCCUGCCCCCCCGCCCGGGCCUGCCUGGAGGAUCGCUUAAUUCGGGGCUUUAUCCACAAACACUCCCGGGCUAAAAAUAUCCCGAGGCGCGGGCGCGGCGCUCCCGGCCGGAGCUGCUUUGCCUUUUUUGACGGGAUCGCGGCCGGGGCAGCGCCCGGGGCUCGGGCCACCGUCACUGGUGGCACCUGAGCCUCGGGGACACGGCCCUGGGGACCGAGGUGCCGGGGAGCGCGGGUCCUGGGGAUCCCAGAGCCUGGGAAUUCCAGCUCCAGGGAAUUCCAGCUCCUGGGAAUUCCAGCUCCUGGGAAUUCCAGCUCCAGGGAAUUCCAGCUCCUGGGAAUUCCAGCUCCUGGGAUCCCCGACUCCUGGCGGCCCCAGCUUGCUGAGAUUCCAGCUCCAGGGAAUUCCAGCUCCUUGGGGACCCCUUGGAAUGGAUGAGGGGCCACGAGUGGCUCCUCAGUGGCCGUGAGCUGAUGAGUUUCCUCCCGCUCCGCUGACGACGGAUGGGGGCCGGGCGGGGCGCCGGGGGGGCAGGAGGCGGCUGCCCACGGGCCCCGGCCGGGCACAGGGAGGUGCCCACCCACCCCCGGAGCCGGGACCCCCCCGGCCCCCCCGGCCAUGGAGGGACCCUCGGUGCUCGGCCCCUCCUCGUGGCAGAGGCGCCGCGCGUGGGCCCGGCAGAGCCGGGGCUGGCGCAGCCCCGAGGGCGAGCGGGAGCAGGAGGAGGAGGAGGAGGAGGAGGAAGAGGAGGACGAGGAGGAGGAGGAGGAAGAGGAGGCCGCUGGCCCCUGGGGGCCGCCACCACAGCGGGACCGCGCUGUCCUGGAAGGAGGUCUCUGCUGCAGGGUCCGGACGUGGCUGCAGGACUGCGGGGCGGCAGCGCUGGACGAGCCGGGACCGCCGGGACCCUGCGGCUGUGGCAGCAGCGGGACGAGCCUCGAGGACGAGCUGAGCCUGGGAGCUGAAGCCCUGCUGCUCCCGGGGAGCCCCCAGGCCGCGGGCAGGAGUCAGUGGGAGCGGCGGCUCAAGCCUGGGGACAGCGCGGCCUCCAGUGUCCCCUCCAGUGUCACCUCCAGUGUCCCCUCCCCGCGCAGGGCUCCCCACCUGAGCCCUGGGGACAGCACGGCCUCCAGUGUCCCCUCCAGUGUCCCCUCCAGUGUCCCCUCCAGUGUCCCCAGCAGCUGCAGCCUGGCCGCGGUGCUGGCCUGGUGGCAGUCGGACGCCGAGGAGAUCCUGCACAACCUGGGCUUCGUGGGGAGCGACCCGGGGGUCGCGUCCCGGGUCCCCCCCCGCUUCUUCUCGGGCCCGUCCCGCGCCAGCGGCAUCGACCUCGGGCUCUUCCUGCGGGCCCAGGCGCGGCGCCUGGAGCUGGAGGAUCCCUGCCUGCUGCUGGCCAGUCGCUUCCAGCAGGUCCAGGCCCUGGCUGCCACCGCCGACGCUUUCUUCUGCCUCUACUCCUACGUGUCGCGGACCCCCCUGCGGCGCAUCGCGCCCCCCCGGCCCUGUCGCGACAUCCCCGACAGCGCCGAGCCCCGCGGGGCGCGGCCCGGGGAGCGCCUGAGGCGCGCGGUGUCCUCGCUGUGCCUCUACACGGGGAGGGGACACCACGGCGACAUCCCGCGGGGGGCCACCCCCGGCCCCCGCAGCGCCCCGGGCCCGGGGGGGCUCCGGACGGGGCCGGGCGGGGUCCCCGAGGGCUGCCGGGGGGACAGCGACACAGACACGGGGCGGUGGUGGCUGUCCCCGAGGCCACCCCGUGUGGGGACAGCUUGGGGACACCCCGAGCGCUCCUGUCCCCGUGGUCGGGGGGUCUGGGGGCGCGGGGGGGCUUCGUCCCCGGCGGCAGCAGCGCGGGGGGACACAGGGGACCCGCGGGGCCAUGUCACCGUGUCCCCGCACGCCGGCAGGGUGGCGAUCACCCCCCAGCGACCCCCGGGCCACCGCGGCCUCCCCUCCUGGUGCCACCCGGGGGGCACCGCGAGGGCCGGGGGACACCGCGCUGGGCUGCGGGGGGGUCCCCCGGGGCCGCAGCCCCCCGGGAGGGUCCCCUCGCCCCCCGACCCCCGCGGAGCGGCGGAGUCCUUCGAGCUGGAGGAGGUGCCGAGCGAGGAGGAUGACGAAGAUGAUGGUGAUGAGGACGAUGAGGAGGAUGAUGAUGGUGAUGCCCCCGAGGAAGCCGCCCCCUCCCCCCAUCCCUUCAUGAGGACCCGAAGGAGCUCCCCGCUCCACGGGCGCUCCCACAGCAGCGGCUUCGGGCCGGAGCCGCUCCCGGCCUCGCCACCCCCGGCCCCGACUGCGUGACCCGGGGCCCCCUCAGGAGGACGUGUGGCCUCGGCCGGGUGUCCCAGGGACGUUUUGGACACGCGUGUGACACGUGUGCGUGUGUGUGUGCGUGUGUGGGUGCACGUGUGGGCGUUCGGCACAGAAAAACCUCCGCACUCGGCGUUUGGCCCCAUUUUUUUGUCCCUCCCUCGUCCCCCGGCCCUGUGGCUCGGGGCCUGCAGUGGGGACGUGUCCCCAGCCCUCGGGGACGUGUCCCCAGCCCUCGGGGACGUGUCCCCAGCCCUCGGGGACGUGUCCCCAGCCCUCGGGGACGUCACUCGCACUUUGGUUGGUUACACUAGAGAGGGGUGGGGACACAAUAAAGUCCCCCAAGCGAU